This is a messenger RNA of Salvia splendens (bonfire salvia), 2040 nucleotides long. Its product is annotated as proteasome activator subunit 4. Gene Ontology annotation, biological process: proteasomal ubiquitin-independent protein catabolic process. The transcript has 13 exons. The coding region runs from base 1 to 1878 and encodes 625 amino acids. The record is from RefSeq and is a predicted model, not a curated record. Gene Ontology annotation, molecular function: peptidase activator activity; proteasome binding. Gene Ontology annotation, cellular component: nucleus; cytosol. Lineage: Eukaryota; Viridiplantae; Streptophyta; Magnoliopsida; Lamiales; Lamiaceae.
AUGAUGAUAAAAUUUCUGAAAGAGUACUAUUCCAGGAGCAAAGAUAGCAGCAAACAAUCUGGACUAUUCCUGACGAAGUCUGAAAGGGUUUAUUUUGUGAAUACCAUACUGAAGUUAAUUGAUCGUGGCCAAUAUAGCAAAAAUGAGCACUUAUCUGAAACAGUAGCAACUGCAACAUCUAUCUUGUCAUAUGUUGAGCCAUCUUUGGUUUUACCUUUUCUAGCAUCUAGGUUCUACAUGGCUUUGGAGACAAUGACAGCGACACACCAGUUGAAGAGUACCGUGGCAUCUGUAGCAUUCGCCGGAAGAUCACUGUUCCUUGCCUCUUUAACAGCUUUGCCUAUGGACAAUGGAUCUGAUUCAUUUGCUGAGAGUGCCGUGGCAUCUGUAGCAUUCGCCAGAAGAUCACUGCUCCUUACCUCUUUAACAGCUUUGCCUAUGGACAAUGGAUCUGAUCCAUAUGCUAAUUUACUGAUGACAUCUUUAUCUAAUGCUCUGCUUGGAAUGAAGGCACUCAUAUACCAUCAACUUCAGGGACUGACUUUCCUGGUGAAGGAGGGGCCAUACUACUUUUGUAUGCUAGAAAUAUUGCUUGGGAGGCUCUCGGCUUCUCUGUACAUGCAGGCUCUCAAGAAAAUUUCCGAGUUUGUCACGACAAGUAUUCUUCCUGGAGCAAUAGCAGAAAUCGGACUACUUUGCAGUGCAUGUGUUCAUUCAAAUCCACAAGAUGCAAUCUUUCAACUAAUCAAACCAAUUUUAGAGUCAGUUACCACUUCUUUGGAAGGGACACCUAAAACAGGUUACAGAAAGAGAGCAACUUCUAAUGCGUCGUCCUCAAGAAAGGAAAAAUCAAUUCUAUCACCAGCUCUUGAAACUGCUAUUGAGUAUCAGUUAAAAGUACUCUCAGAGGCAAUCAGUAAUGGAGGUCCAGCACUUUUAUCUUACAGAGAGCAAUUCAAAGAAGUUCUUAGUUCUGCAUUUGAUUCAACAUCUUGGAAGGAGACGAGAAAGAUCACUCUAAAGUUACUCUUCAACAAGUUAACUCUUCAUUACAAGGAGAUGAGAAAGAUCAAUUUAAAGUGUCUUCUACAGGUUUACUCUUCAUUACAAGGUGUGUUAUCAUGUUUACCUGAUUUCAGGCCGUCCUCUGAGAAUGGGAUGGUUAAAGAGGCAGGAGCUUCUCCUUUUCUGAUUGCUGGGGCAACAGGCUCAUGUGUUGGCAGCACAGAAUUACGGGAAAUGGCUGCUGGAGUCAUCUAUGAAACCUGCAAAUAUUUGUUGAAGGUGAAGUCUGAUGAUAGCAUUUUAUUGCUACUUGUCAUUCGUAUAAUGGAUACAUUAGGAAAUCAUGGAAAUGCUGAAUAUGAAGAGUGGUAUAAUCACAGGCAGGCCCUUGAAUCUACUGUUGUAGUAGAGCCUCCAGUUAAUUUUAUCGUCUCAUCACAUUUAAAAGGAAAACGAAGGCCUAGGUGGGCCCUAACAGAGAAAGCUUAUAUGCAUAAUACUUGGAGAUCAUCACAGUCAUCAUAUCAUUUGUUCCGUACCAGCAGGAACAUGUUUGCAUCCAAACAUGUCACAGUUCUAAUGGACGACCUACUUAAACUUUGUUUAUAUAGUUAUGAAAGUGUGAGAUGGCUUGCUGCGCAAUGUAUCCUGAAGUUGAUGAAAAGAUGGCCGUCAACAAUUUCAAAGUAUGGUUGCCGAAGCAUGUUACUCUGCUGGCCCGUUCCAUCGCCUUUGAAAUCCACUGUUACUAAAGCGGUUGCUGAAUUCCGACGUACCCAUGCAGACACUUGCCAUGUAAAUAAAGAAUCAUUUGACGAAUACCAACUAGAGGUCCUUGCUGAUGCAUCUUCUUCAUAUUCAUACUUUGCUUAAUCUAGUGUUUCCCAACGACAAUAGCAAAUAACAUUUCCCUAGAGACUAUUUGUAUUGUAAACUCCAUACUGUCAGUAAUAAUAAUUCUGUUAUAUUUGUAAUCUACCUAUUCUCUAGGGGGUGUUCGGUUUGCAAGAUUGUAUUCAGGAUUAAAUUUGUAAU